Messenger RNA from Coregonus clupeaformis (lake whitefish), 2010 nucleotides. RefSeq names its product perilipin 3 (gene plin3). The transcript is spliced from 8 exons. Lineage: Eukaryota; Metazoa; Chordata; Actinopteri; Salmoniformes; Salmonidae. Bases 124 to 1473 code for a protein of 449 amino acids. The record is from RefSeq and is a predicted model, not a curated record. Gene Ontology annotation, biological process: lipid storage; positive regulation of triglyceride storage. Gene Ontology annotation, cellular component: cytosol; lipid droplet.
GCUUGGUCGGGACACGGCUAGCUGGGCUAAACUUCGCUGCCAGGUCAACGGAGGACAGGAGCAUACCAAAUAUUUUUUAUCUGUGAGCAUACUAUCAGUGAGAAAUUUGACACAUCCUGCACAAUGGCUGACAGCGGGAAGACUGAUGAGCCCAGUGCAACCACAGCCCAGCCAACUAAUGGAGACCAGCAGAGUGUUGUGUCCCGCGUGGGCAGCAUCCCCCUGGUGAGCUCUGCGUGUGGUGUAGUGUCCAACGCCUACAGCAGCACCAAGGACAGCGUGCCCCUGCUGAAGGGGGUCAUGGAGGCUGCCGAGAGCGGGGUGCGCACCCUUGGGGUAGCCGCCACAACUGGCUCCAAGCCACUCCUUGACAGACUGGAGCCACAGAUUUCUGUGGUGAAUCAUUAUGCCAUGAUGGGACUGGACAAGGUGGAAAAACUGCAAUUCCUCCAGCAGCCAGCUGAUAAGCUAGUUUCAGAUACAAUAGGCAUGAUGCACCAGUCUGUGAGCGGGGCAAAGGAGGCCAUGGCUGGGGCCAAGGAGACCAUAGCUGGGGCUGUAACCGGGGCCAAGGAAACCAUGACUGGGGCUGUAAUGUCGGCAGUGUUUGGGGGUGUGGAGAUGACCCAAGCAGCAGCCAGUGGAUUGUUCAGCUCAUUCAUGGUGACCGGUGUGGGCCAGAUGGUCAGCAGUGGGGUGGGCCUGGCCCUCAGCCACUCUGAGAACUGGGUGGACCAUAACCUGCCUCUCAGCGACAGAGAGCUGGCUGCUUUGGCAGAGCCUGCAACAGGUGAGGUGGCUACUGCACCAGUGGUGGGCUCUAGCUACUUUGUCCGUCUGGGCAAGCUGUCCUCCAAGGUGCAGGAGCGGGCCCUGGAGCAGUCCCUGGUGAGAGCCCGGCACGCCAGAGACACCACAUACGCCACCAUGACACAGAUCACCAGCACCCUGGACCUGCUGGAGAAAGCCCGCUCCACCCUGGCCACUGCAAACCACCAGCUGGGAGGGGCACCAGAGCAGCUGCUGCAGCGCUGGAAGGAGUGGCAGGAGAAACAGCCUAAAGAUGGAGUGGUAGAGACGGGGGAGGUGGAUGUUCCCAAAGACCAGACUGAGCAGUUGGAGUGGCGAACCCUCUUGAUGGUACGUGGUCUCAGUGACCAGUUGCGGUCUGCGUGCUCUGGGGUGGUGUCCAGCGCCCAGGGCUUACCCGGUGCUGUCCAGGACCAGCUGGCAAACGCACGGAAAGCGGCUGAAGAACUGCACUCCUCCCUGGGCAACACUAGCACCCUCACACCCCCCCUCCUGGAGCAGACCCGUCACCAUCUAACGCAGGUGCGACUGUCUCUGGAUGGUGUCAUGGAGUAUCUGCUCAAUAACACUCCUUUCAACUGGCUGGUGGGACCCUUUGCACCCCAGAUCACAGAGAAGGGGGAGGGCGGGUUGGCUGCGAAUAAGGGGGGCCCUCAGAACUAGGGUUAGUGUGUGAGGCAAGAGCAGGACCGAGAUGUUGGAGUAGAUUACUCCAAAAAGGCUUGUGCUUUUCAUCUGCUUUCAAUCACUGAGGCCUUAGAUUAACGUGUGGCUGACAUGCCUGCAUCUUUUUGUACAGUGCAGUAAAUUAUGUGCUUUCUAUGCACUUACUGCCCACACUUGUGCGUCCAUAAGCUAUGCUGAUGAUAACAUAUGGAAAUCACAAUACUGCGUUGUAGAUUCUCCAGAAGGGGAUGACUACUAAAACAGCCAUAUUUGGGGUCUAGCACACACUCCAAUCGGUGAAUGUUGAGAAACUAUUUAAAACAAACACUAAUUUUGUUUUUCUAACUGUAUGAAAUGCAGUAUAAACUGCACAUGCGACUGAUCUUUAAUCCUCUCAAAUUUACAAAAAGGGGUCAUGACAAAUUGGUGUGUGACAGUUGUCUGUCCUCUCUGCUGUAUGUGUAAGCUCCAGCAGGGUCUUGCUGUUGUUCCUGUCCUGAUACAGUAGGCUAAAUAAAGUCAUGUUGGCUCUGG